GAAAAUUUGUCCUAAAUAAUCUCACAUAUUAUUCAUCUGUUGUGCAUAAUCUCAAUUAUUGAUUAUUUCUAAAUAAUUCAACCUUUAUAUAUUUUUUGUUGACAACAUUCCUUCUCAUGUUUUAACCUGCUAUUAUAGGUUCCUAGUACCAAAAAGGAGUAGGGUGGACCCAUGGAAAAACAAAAAAAAAAAAAAAAAAGUAAGUGUAACGGCUAGUAAAUACUUAUAAUAAACAGUUAAAAUGUAAAAGUACGUAUUAUCAGCAAAAAGAAAUAUAUACAAAAGUUGAAUUAUUUAGAUAUAAUCAAAAGGAUACCCCACUUUCUCUCCCUCUCAAAUGCCACCAGCUCAUCUUAUUAAAGCCACCACCUUUUUCUCUUUUUUCUCUUUACCCAAAAUAAAAACAAAAAGAAAAACAACCUUUUUAACUGUAACACACCAAAAAUAUUAUACUUCUAAAUGUUUUAGUUUUUCAGAAAAAAAGGAAGUAAGAAGAUCCCUAUGAAAAUUGAAAACUUCCCUUUUUCUUCCCUCUAAAAACAAUAAUCUUUGAAUUUUAUAAAGCUCAAUUCUUUAUUUUCCUUGCAAAUAUCUCAAAAAAAUUAGUUCUUGAUGGGUUAUCUCUCAUGUAAAGCUGAAUCAUCCAUAGAAGUGACAAAUUCUGAUAACCCAUCUCAUAACUUUCAAAAACAAAAAAAUCCACAUAAAAAAUCCCAUGAAAAACCCUUUAAAAUCAAAGAAUUUAAGUAUAAUGAUCUUGAAUUAGCAACCAACAAUUUUUCUGAUCAAAAACUUCUUGGUAGAGGAAGUCAUGGUCUUGUUUACAAAGCUGUUCUUCCAUCUGGGCAUCUUGUAGCUGUUAAAAAGCCUUCAAAAAACCAACAACAAUCUUCAUCUUGUGAUGAAUUCGACAAUGAAAUCAACAUUUUGUCUAAUCUUCAAAGCUCAAGGUUUGUUAAUUUAGUUGGUUUUACAACUAAUAAUGAUGAAAAUUCAAGAAAUGAUAGAUUGCUUGUUGUUGAAUUCAUGUGUAAUGGUACUUUAUAUGAUGUUUUGCAUAAAAAUUCUAGGGUUCCGAAUUGGGGUAGGAGGAUUAAAUUAGCUUUACAAACUUCUAAAGCUGUUGAAAUUUUGCAUUCACAAUAUCCACCAGUGAUUCACAGAGAUAUCAAAUCUGCUAAUGUGUUACUUGAUAGAAAUCAUAAUGCUAAAUUAGGGGAUUUUGGGCUUGCUUUGUGUUGUAAUGUGGAUGAUUUUCGACUCCGGUCGACACCUCCUGCAGGAACAAUUGGGUAUUUGGAUCCAACUUAUGUGACCCCUGAUAAUUUGAGUACUAAAACUGAUGUAUUUAGUUUUGGGAUUUUGUUAUUGGAGAUUAUAAGUGGUAGGAAAGCUAUUGAUAUUGGGUAUUCACCACCUUCAAUUGUAGAUUGGGCUAUUCCUUUGGUUAGAAAAGGGAAGCUAUUAGCUAUCUAUGAUCCUAGAAUACCUCCUCCAAAGGAUCCUAUAGUUAGGAAACAAUUAGCUGUAAUUGCUGCAAAAUGUGUUAGGUCUAAUAGGGAGAGAAGGCCUUCAAUGAAAGAGGUUGUCGAGGCACUUGAACAAUUGAGUAAGUUAGUGCCAUUACAUUCAUGGAAUGGCUUAGCUAACCCUUGUUUGAUGGUGGAGAGUGUAGGGCAUCCUGUUGGUUCGUCUAAUAGGCAUAUGAGCGCGAGGUUUAGAGGGUUGGAAUGUGGGAAUUUCGAGGAUGUUGAUGGUAGAUUCGCCAAAUCUUUGAAGAAUCCGAGAAGGGUUUAUUCGGAUUUGGGGUUUAGGAAUAAUUUGAUGGAUUUGAUGGCCGAGUGUGAUGUAGACUCGGAGUAUGGAGGAGAGGAUGUGAUUGAGCAAAAGAAACAGAGUUAUAGUUCAAGUUUUAGGUUCGCAAGUGAAAGAUAUAAUGACAAACAAAGGACUUCCCUUGCACCUUUCAAUGAUGGCGCGAGUCUUUCUCAGUUAAGGCGGAGUAUAUUGGACAAUAAACGACCUCAAAAUGGUUAGUACGUUGAUUGAUUUGAUCUCAUUAUCAAACAAGAAAUUUAGCGAGGGCUACAUUUAACUCGGAUGUCAUUCAGCAGCUAUUAAGGGUUGUUCCUUGGAGGGAAACCGAGAGUUUGAGCUUCUAUUCUAGUACUAAAUCUUUGCAUAGAUCACUUAAUUUUGGUUGUUUCCAGACCCUGUUUUCGAGCUGGAUAUUGGGUUGUUGAUGAUGACUUAAUUUCGGUUGUUUAAGUUUGCUUAUUGAAAUGUUGACAGAUUUAGCUCAUAAUUCCGCCCUUCCGAGAUACAAAGUAGAGAAUGUUCUUUCUGAAUGAUCCUGUUUGAGCUGUUGUAUAGUCUAUUACACGCGUUGCUUGAUUGAACAUUGGGUAGAUAAUGGUAUAGGGUGUAAGUGUAACCAUUGUAAUCAGUGUUUUGUAGCAUAAAUUCAGCUGUAUUUCUCUCGUUAUCAAUGAAAAUUGAAUGUUGAAACUUCUUGUUGA
Messenger RNA from Amaranthus tricolor (Joseph's coat), 2519 nucleotides. RefSeq names its product serine/threonine-protein kinase-like protein At3g51990. The record is from RefSeq and is a predicted model, not a curated record. Gene Ontology annotation, cellular component: plasma membrane. The transcript has a single exon. Gene Ontology annotation, molecular function: ATP binding; protein kinase activity. Bases 613 to 2037 code for a protein of 474 amino acids. Gene Ontology annotation, biological process: protein phosphorylation. NCBI's taxonomy places the organism in Eukaryota, Viridiplantae, Streptophyta, Magnoliopsida, Caryophyllales, Amaranthaceae.